ACUUUUAAUAAGUAAAGCAAAAAUAUUUUCCUAAAAUAAUAUGAAUUAAAAAAAAGAUUCAGUUUUUGAUAAAUAUAUUAUUAGGAUUUAUAAUAUUGCAAUUUGGUUAUAAUUUUUGAUCAAUUUAAUUUUUGCAUUUUAGAAAAACGACUACCAAAUUUAAAAGAAAAAUUAAUAAAUAUUUUUAGAGUAGGGAUUAUUAUAGUUUGUAUUUUAAGUAUCUGUAAAGUCUUAAAUCAUGGCAAGCAAAAUUAAGGUGAACGAUGAAGAAAAGAAUAUAAAAAGAUUAGUUGAUUAAAAGAAUUCGUUGCUUCUCAAACUUGAUGAUAUUAAAAAAAAGAUUGAUGACAAAUCUUAAAGGACUAAAAGACUGUAGGAAAAGAAAGAUAACUUAUUAAGAGAAAAUGAAGAUAUAUAGAAAUUCUAUGAUCGAAUAGUCUUGAGAAAAGAAAAAAACCUUUUAAAUUAACUACCUUUGGCUAACUUAGCUAACGAAAAAGCUGAGGAUGAAGAUGAGAAAGAAUUUUAGCUAAAACUUGAAGAUAAAAUAGAAUUCAAUUUAGAAUAGUAUUUAACAGAGCUUGAGAACUCAAUAAAGAGGGAUAUUAAAGAAUAAACCCGCUUAAUGUCAGGUGAAAGUUAAUAAAAUAAUGAACUUUCUGAAUAUUAAAAGUCUAAUACUAACGCUGUUUGUAUAAAAAAUAUUAUUUCAAUGAGUAGGAAAAGUCCUUCAAAUGAUGAUAAAUUGGGUAUUUAUUAUAACACGUUCAAAAUUUUAAAGAAGACAAAAGUGAAAGAGCUUAAAGAAACAGCAUUGAAAUUUUGGGGUACUCAAAACUAUCAAAAAUAAGAAGUCUAAGAUUAGUAUGAAUUAGUUGAUUUGGAAUUGAACCCAAUAACGUAAGAGGAUUAAGAAAUUGAUGCAAUUCUUUAGAAGCUAACUGAACAGAAAUUAUCUACUUUGAUACUCAGGAAAAAAAAACUUGAAGAAAAAAAAGUUAUUGAGAACGACUCAAAAUUAAAUGAAAAUAAAGAAGGAGGAGACAAUGCAGAUGGGAGCAAAAAGAAAAACUAGAAUAAAGAAAAAGAUUAACAAGAGCAAUUAAAAAAUAAAAAAAAUGAUAUUAUCAAAGCAUUUGAUAAAUUUUUUUAUAACCUUCCACUACUCAGAUCAUAUUUUGCUUUUAAAGAUUAAGAUAUUGUUGAAAAAACUAAUUAAGAUUAAACAAAAAUAGGUUUAUAAGUUGAUGAUUAUUCUUGUGUUGCUCUCAUAUUAGUUGUGGUGCUCUAUUCACUCACUCUUUCUUCUAUGUUAGCUUAUGAAAAUUUAAGAGUAAGCUUUGUCAAUACUACAAAGCUAGUAUAUUACAUGGAUAUUGAUAACUACUUUGACACUGCUUUUGUUAAUGUGAAUUCUUUUGAAUCAUUAACAAAUUUUUUAGUUUAAUCUCAUUUCAGUAUUUAGCUCUUCUAAACAAAUUCAUAACUUAGAUAGAAUUUUUCUGUAUUAGGUGCUAUAAGAAUGAGACAAGUGAGAACUAGGAAAAGUAAAUGUAGGGUAGAUGUUCAGGACAUCUAAUGUUAUUAUACAGCUUACAACGAGUAGACAAAGGAAAAAAACCCAAUAAAUCAUGGUAAAUAUGCAUAUGAGAUAUACUAAAAUGUUUAUCAAUCAGGUACUUUAAGAAACAUAGAAGGUUAGUUUGGUACUUAUGAUAGCAGUGGUUAUAUUUAUGAUAUCCCUCAAACUUUUGAAUACAAUGAUUAUACAGUAAGUAUGCUUUAACUAUUUAAGAACAAUGUCCUUAAUGAUCCAAGUAUAAGAGCUAUUUUUAUACAAUUUACCCUUAUGAACGAAGAAGAUGGUACUAUGAUAUUCUUAGAACUUAUGUGUGAAAAUACAGCUUUUGGAUUUUUCUCUUCAUACACUUCAAAAAUUUACAAAUCUAUUGAUGGUGCUCAUACCUGCUCAUUUGAUCCUAAAUUAUAUAUUAACGUUUUAUUUACACUAUUUUACACUUACUAGAUCAUUCAAUAUGGUUUUAGCUAUGCUUUCUCUCUCAUAGGAAUCCUUAAUUUAGUUAUUUAAGUAUUUAUUUAUUUAUCUGUUUCUUAAUAAUGCUAUCUUGAUUCGUAUAGCUUAGGAUACACUCCUACCUAAAACCAGUUUAUCGAUGUUGGGUCCAAAACAUCAAAUUAUUAAUUGAUGGUUAUGUAUUAAAGUAUAUCUUGUGGGAGUUGCUUGCUUAGGUUAAUAUUUUUCUUAGAGUUUUUCAAUUCUUUUAGAAAGAUAAUGUAGUCUAUAAACCAUGGAAUAUUUUCUUUGUACAUCUCUAUUGCAUUCAUUUUUGGGCUUUUAUGCAGCUUUGCUUUAAUUUAUUUAAAUAUGUGGGGAUAAUGGAUUUCUGCUGCAAACACUUUUAUCAAAGCUCUAUUUAGCUUGGUAUUGAUGAUGAUUGGAUGCUAUGAUUUCUCACAAAUAACUUAUGAUGGAACCGCCUUGAUUUUUUUCGUAUUUGUCUUUUUCAUUUUUUCUUUCUUCCUAAUGAGUAUAAUCACUGUUCACCAUAUAGAUGAGUACCGUUAGAUUGUGUUACUUUAUGGAGACGAGAGCUAAAAUAGAUAUACAUUAAAAGAUAAUCUUAGAUGGCUAAUAGUACUUUUACCAGAUAAAUAUUAAAAAUUAAUUUUUGAAUAAGAAUGAUUAAAUUCAAAAUAUUUUCUUAUUAAAACUCAAUAAAUAAAAUAAAAGAUAUUUUUUUAGCUCAAAAUUAUUUUUGUUGUUUAUUUAUUUAUUUAAAGAAUGUUUUAUAUUUUUAGAGAAUAUUUGUU
Messenger RNA from Tetrahymena thermophila SB210, 2832 nucleotides. RefSeq names its product polycystin cation channel protein. Lineage: Eukaryota; Ciliophora; Oligohymenophorea; Hymenostomatida; Tetrahymenidae. The transcript has 7 exons. The record is from RefSeq and is a predicted model, not a curated record.